Messenger RNA from Cygnus atratus (black swan), 1159 nucleotides. RefSeq names its product vacuolar protein sorting 25 homolog (gene VPS25). Gene Ontology annotation, biological process: protein transport to vacuole involved in ubiquitin-dependent protein catabolic process via the multivesicular body sorting pathway. Gene Ontology annotation, molecular function: protein homodimerization activity; structural molecule activity. Gene Ontology annotation, cellular component: ESCRT II complex. The record is from RefSeq and is a predicted model, not a curated record. Lineage: Eukaryota; Metazoa; Chordata; Aves; Anseriformes; Anatidae. The transcript has 6 exons. Bases 76 to 600 code for a protein of 174 amino acids.
UUCCCGGGGCGGGGCGGGGCGGGCCGGAAGCCGGCGGCGGCGGCGGCGGCGGCGGCGGUUCCGGUGGCGGCGGCGAUGAGCUUCGCGUGGCCGUGGCAGUACAGCUUCCCGCCCUUCUUCACGCUGCAGCCCAACGGCGAGACGCGGCAGAAGCAGCUGGCGGCCUGGUGCGCGCUGGCGCUCGCCUACAGCCGGCGGCACCGGCUGCCCGCCAUGACGGUGCGGGAGGCCCAGGACAGCCCGCUGUUCGCCAACCGCCGCCUGCAGCGGAAGCUGCCGCUGGAGUCCAUCCAGGUGGUGCUGGAGGAGCUCCGCAAAAACGGGAACCUGGAGUGGUUGGACAAGAACAAAACCAGCUUCCUCAUCAUGUGGAGGAGACCUGAGGAGUGGGGAAAGCUCAUCUACCAGUGGGUGUCAAAGAACGGCUUGACCAACUCCGUAUUCACGCUGUAUGAGCUGGUCAGCGGAGAUGAUACUGCAGAUGAAGAGUUCCACGGCCUGGAUGAGGCCAUGCUGCUUCGUGCCCUGCAAGCCCUGCAGCAAGAGCACAAGGCUGAAAUCAUCACGCUGGACGAUGGCCGAGGCGUCAAGUUCUUCUGAUGGGAGCCCUCUCCCUGCCGCUCCUCUCCGGCUGCUGAAGUAUUUCUACUGCGAAGGUUUCAUCUCCUGGCCUGGUUUCAAGCCGUGUCUGCAAGCAGCUGCAUACUCGGGAUUUCUUGGGGCGAGGAGAAUCUGUGAAGCCUUCCAAAGACAUGACUUUUUUUAGAAAUAUUCGGAGAUCCUCCGUCUUUCUUUCCUCCCUGUUGUGUUUGAGAGGCUAAAGCUGCUCUCAGCGGUUCCGAGAGGGACCACCCAGAAGUGAAACAAGGGAACUGCUCCCGUGGCUGCUCCCUGCUCCUGGGAGAGCAGGGGAUGGGCUCUUCCGUGGCUGGUCAGCCCUGGCCUCUGAGGGCAGCUCCUCUCCCACCUUCCAGCCACGUGCCUGGGCUCGGCAGUCCCCGCUGCUCGGGCUGAAGGCAGGCAGACGGGACGCGCUGCUGCUGCGGUGUAAAAGACCUCGCUGGAAGAAGCACGUGCUCGCUGCAAAGCAGGCUGCGUGGUGGGGCGGGUGCCAAGGAGCUAAUCUGAAGUAAUUAAAAUGACAUGUAUUUAUAGAGCC